Molecule: messenger RNA, 889 nt
Organism: Thalassophryne amazonica
Lineage: Eukaryota; Metazoa; Chordata; Actinopteri; Batrachoidiformes; Batrachoididae
Gene: pyya
Product: peptide YYa
Exons: 4
Coding region: 150-443 (97 amino acids)
Biological process (GO): neuropeptide signaling pathway; feeding behavior
Cellular component (GO): extracellular region
Molecular function (GO): neuropeptide hormone activity; neuropeptide Y receptor binding
Source: RefSeq, a predicted model, not a curated record
UGUUUGGAGCCAAGGUGCAGCCACCUGCAGACUGGCAACUGAUCCGGACCGAAGGCGCGAGGAGAGACGUGCACGGCAGAAAGCAGCCAGAGAGCCACAAUCCACCUGUUGGUCUGACUUCUACCCCAAACAUUCAAGGAUUUCUCAAAAUGGCCAUGAUGCUGAAGCCAUGGGCGGUGCUGGUGGCGUUGGUACUGUGUGUGUUGGUGUGUCUGGGAACGCUGACAGACGCUUACCCCCCAAAACCUGAGAACCCCGGAGAAGAUGCCCCACCCGAAGAGCUGGCCAAGUACUACACUGCUCUGAGACACUACAUCAACCUGAUCACCCGGCAGAGGUAUGGAAAGCGUUCUGAUCAGGAGGACAUGAUGGCAGAGCUGCUGUUUGGCAGCAACAGUAACAGAGACCAGAGAUCAAGAUAUGAUGAUUCCUACAUGUGGUGAUUCUGCCACUCUGCUCCCUGCUCAUCAGGCAUUCCCGACAUGUGCCUGUCACCUCUGACCCCAUGACCUCUGAACCUUCCCCAGUCAACGCCCAUCACUGACUGAAACACAAGCACUCUGUUUUUCUCUUUUCUGGUUCUUUCACAACACCUGCACAUAUUUUAUUAUUGAAAUAAAAUAAUGUGUGAGAUCAGUGCAGUUAAUCAAGAGGUGGAAUUGUGUCUGUUUGUGUGUGUUUGAACACUCACGUCUUCAUUUUGUCAGAUUCUGUUUAGAGAAGUUCUUUGUCUCGUCUUUUUUAUUAUUAUUAUUAUUUUGUUGUUGUUGCUACUGUAAUAAGUAACAACAGAAUAAACACAUUUCCAUGUGAUUGAAGCUGUUGAAUGACUGAAACUGUUUUUCUUCAAGGAAUAAAUAAUGACACAUUUGUUGAAGCAUCAAUUAAA